This is a messenger RNA of Mesorhabditis belari, 621 nucleotides long. The record is from the annotation of a GenBank genome assembly. NCBI's taxonomy places the organism in Eukaryota, Metazoa, Nematoda, Chromadorea, Rhabditida, Rhabditidae.
AUGUUUCGCGUGUCCAAUCGACCGCUCACCGUGCUCGGCUUCUCGUUAUUGUUCCUCGCCACUUUCCCCCUGACAGAAGGACGCACGCGGAGGCAUCGAUCCCUGCACUCCUCCGAAGAGUGCAUGUCCACUUCUCCAUUGAUCGGCAAGGCGAACGCGCUUUUGUCGGCUCGAAAAGAGCAAGGCCGAUCAGUCGCCUACAUUGAGCCCGAUAACCAGCAUGCUUUCCGGGCUACCACCGAGUCAAGUGUAGCCGAUGAGCAAUGCAAUGUCGAUGGGAAAACUGAACAAGUACUUCCCGGUCAGCCAGUUCGCGAAAGAGCGCUGUGCCCGUUUCGACAUGUGCUAAACUAUGAUCCAAAGAGAGUACCAGCAAGUAUUGUCGAGGUCGAAUGUAUGUGUCUGAUGCCGCACAGUUCGAAGAAUCCGGAUCGAUUUUCAUCUAUUCGCUGUGAGCCGAUGUACUACUCGAUGCGGGUAUUACGAUUCGAUUCGGCUUGCACAAAUUUCGUCGAAGACACCCAACGAGUGGCAAUGGGAUGCACCGCCGUAUUCGCCAGUACAACCCGCGAUGGCACAGCGGCCACUACCGGAUUGCUGGCUCAAGGAGACAUGCCCGUU